GAGGGAACGCGGGGAGCGCUGUGCGUUGGACGCGGCCCCGCAGCUGCCGGGCUCCGUCGGGCUCCCGCAGCCCCCGGUGCAGGUGGAACCCGGUGCGGGCGCUGACAGGUGCUCGGGCCCGAAGCCCGCGGCUCUGCGCACGGACGGAGCGCGGCCCCGCGUCACGGCCCGGUGGGAGCGGAGAGGUGCGCGGCACCGGGCGCCUCCGGAGCCUCCGGGACCCCGGGGCAGUCCCGGGGCGGGGGCCGAGGGCGUGGUCCGGGCCGCGCUCGUGCACCGGGGUCGGGGUCAGCGCUGCCGCUGCUCUUCUCGCCCUGCACCGGGCGCGGAAUCGCUGCUCGGGGCGGGCGCUUGCGGUCAACCCACGGCAACGCGCGCCCCGCGGGGCCCUCCCCGCCGCGUCCCGCAGCAGCUGGGGCCGCAGUCCCGCACCCUCGGGCGAUGACGGCACGGGACGGAUCCUCCCUCUCGCCCGCGGGGUUUCCCCGGGCGGCAGCGCGCGGCCCUGCCCGGACCCCCCGCGCGAAGCAGCCCCCGCAUCCCGACCCACGCGUCCCCUCCCGGCUGCGCGGGGCCGCGGGUCCCGUGCCCCCACGCGGGGCCGCCGCUGCUUUGCGGGGCCGUCUCCCGCGGCCUGCUCGCUCCCCGCGGCCGCCGCUCCGCUUCCUCUCCCGUUGGCCGAGCGAACACCACGUGGCCGUCGGUGCCGCCGCGCUGCAGGAAGCGCGGGGCCGUGCUGCGGGGAAAGGCCGCGGUGCGGGAGGAGGAAAACGCGGAGCGAUGGGAACGGCCGCGGGGACGGCCAGGAAGCGCAGCACGGCUGCGCCGGAGGAGCUGCGGGGACGGAGCCAGCGGGGCCGGGCCUGGCCCCGAGCUGCCCGGGGGCGGGAGGAGGAGCGCGGCGUCUCCGCGGAUCGGAGCGGAUCCAGGCAUGCCCCGCUGACGUCCCGGCAGCCGCUGCCUCCCUGCGCCCAGCGGAAAGACGGGUUUGGAUGGGGAGGUGGGAACCGCGUUCCCGGUUCGCUUCCGUGCGUACCGGCGGCGCCCGGCUCCGUUUCUCAGGCGCCGUCGGGGGCAGCGCGGGGAUGCAGCGGCCCCGAGCGCUGCGUUUCCCCGUCCACGAGCGGCAGGAAGGCUCCGUCCCGGCGGCACAGCCCGCAGCGGGGCCGAGCUGCCGCGGGGUGCGUUCCCCCGGUGCCGACCCCCCCGGGCUGAGCCGCGCUGUGCGCGUAGGAAAUCGUCGGGGCGGUGGGCUCCGCUCGGCCGGCAGAAGUGGAAGCGCACGGGCCGGGUUCUUCCCGCUGUCAACUUGCGGUCCCCGGCCCCGGGGGGGCUCCCCGCUGCCCCCCGCCCCGUCCUGGGAGCCGUGCGGUGCGGUCGUGUUGCGCGCUGUGAUGUUGUCCCGGUGACGCUCGCUCCCUUCCCUCCGCUCUGGGUUCCUCCCUGCGCCUCCUGCUAUGGGGUGAGGGCUGCAGGAUGGGCGUGGGGUGCACGACGCCUCUCGUCCCCCCAGUCCUCCACGUGCCGGCCCCACACCUCGCAGGGCUCUCUGUGGGGUCUGCGCUCGGGGUGCGCCCCGGGGUGCACCCUCCUUAGGGGGUUUUGGGGAGCAGCUCAGCCCCCCAUCCUACAGGGCCGGGGUUGGGGUUCCCGAAAGCACCUGGUACCCAAAUCCACCCCGCAGAGCCUCCUCUGCUUCCUACUCCCAUGACUUUGCCGUCCCACCUGCACCGCCCGCCCCUCCUCGGCGCGUCCCCGUGCCAUCGCCCUUUGUGGGAGGCGCCGGGUUCCCUUGGAACUGAGGGAAACUGAGGCACGGCCGCCGGCAUCGCCCCGGGACGGCGCUUCCUGCUCCUCCUCCAGGCAGCGGGUUCAGGCGGCCCGAUGCCAUGGGAUGGACGCAGCGCGGAGCUCUUGGCGUCGUCCCCCCCCCCCCCCCCCCGCAGGUGACGCUUCCAACCAUGUCCCUCUGGAGCAUCGUCUCCCAGAUGGCGCCGGAGGAGUUCGGAGGAAUCUUCACGGAGUUCCCCCGCAGUCUGCGCUGCGUCCUGGGCGAGUGGCUGGAGAACCAGCCCUGGGAGUUCAUCCACGGCCCCGACGCCUUCUGCUCCAGCGUGGCACAGGGGCUGCUCUCGGCGAUGCUGGAGAGGCUGCGCAGCGCCGGCGGUGACGGGCAGCAGUGCCACAUCCUGCAGCAAAUCAGCAGCAUUGAGAUCAGCCCCUGCGCUCUGUUGCUGCCGCGAAGCUCUGUGUGCGGGGGCUGCCCUCCGCUCCCCCCCCCUCCCCGCCCCGGCUGAAAGCUCCUCCUUUUGGUAACAGACACUUUCCACGUACGUUGGGGACGGGGGUCACCUUUCCUCGCAGCUUUUGGGGAGCGGGCAGCCUUGGGGCGCUGCUGCUUGCUUUUGGAAACGCGCAGAUGUCGCAGCUUUGCCCUUCUGAUGGACAGCCCCACCUCCCGGCGCUCCCCCGCAUCUCUUGGGGAUCAACCCCGGGAUUUCCUCCCCUAAACCCCGGGGCUUGUGGGGCUGGGAUGGGCCCGGGGCCGCCCGCGCUGCACGAGCGGCGUUUGCGCUCCCGAAUGCAGCUGAUGUGGGAUGUGCACCAAGGUCGGGGGAGCGGAGCCAACGGGGAAAUUCCUCCCCGGGUUCGGUGGAAGGCGCUGAUUCACCGGGACAGGGGCGGAUGGGAAGGUCCUCCACAGCUGCAGCGCCGGCGCCUCCGGGGGGUGACGCUGCCGAAGCGGGGCUGUGGGAUUCGGGGUCGGUUUUGCUGCCGUCGGGAAUCACUUCGCGUUUGCUGUGCGCGUUUUGUAGGGUUCUGAAGUUCCGUCUGCCCCGUGUGUCG
Numida meleagris (helmeted guineafowl) is the source of this 2847-nucleotide messenger RNA. RefSeq names its product signal transducer and transcription activator 6-like. The transcript has 3 exons. The coding region runs from base 1890 to 2297 and encodes 135 amino acids. Gene Ontology annotation, biological process: signal transduction; regulation of DNA-templated transcription. The record is from RefSeq and is a predicted model, not a curated record. NCBI's taxonomy places the organism in Eukaryota, Metazoa, Chordata, Aves, Galliformes, Numididae.